UUGACAACGGUAAACACGUGAACGUGACAGUUUGAGAUCUGGCAAAAGUAAACUCUUAUAAAUUUAUGAUUUAAAUAUAUUAAAUUAUAAUAAGUAUCGUUAUACAACAAUUAUGUCGUCGUGGAGAAAAGCCGCUAAGGCUAACCAGAAGACUCAUAAGGAACGACAUCAACCUGAGUCUCGAAAACAUCUUGGUUUACUAGAGAAAAAGAAAGAUUACAAAAAACGCGCAAAUGAUUACCAUGAAAAGGGUGCUACGCUUAAACUUCUACGUAAAAGAACAUUGGACAGGAAUCCCGAUGAGUUUUAUUUUCAUAUGAUCAAUUCUAGAGUGAAAGAUGGGGAACAUCAUGAACUGGAGAAAGAAGAUGAACACACACCUGAGCAAGUAAAACUGAUGCAAACACAGGAUCUCAAAUAUAUUAACAUGAAACGCACUAUUGAGAGUAGGCGGAUACAAAGAUUGCAGUCUCAACUCCAUAUGACAGAUGUGGCAGACUCCACACCAAACACGCAUGUUUUCUUUGUGGAUGAAGGCGAAGAGAAAAAUUUUGAUUUAGCUAAACGAUUGGAUACACAUCCCUCGCUUAUCAACAGGAAGUCUAACAGGCCGAGACUCUCCGAUCUCAAUAAGAUAACCCUACCUGAAGUUAAUGAUGAGAUAAUUAAAUCAACAAAGAAGAUUAAAGAAAAGACAUACAAGGAACUAUCACAAAGGAUAGAGCGUGAAAAACAUCUCACCGUCAUUCAACAAAAAAUGGAACUCAAAAGACAUUUACAGGAUGCAAAAGUACUGAAACCCAAAAGAAUACAGAGUGGGACUAAAGUUUCAGCCCCCGUAUACAAGUUCCAGUAUGUGAGGAAGAAAUAAAAGUCUCAUUUGUAUCAUUUCUUAUUUCAUAAUAAAUAGUUUAUUGUAUUUUUUUGUUUCUUAUAAUAAAUUCACUUUUUAACU
Molecule: messenger RNA, 955 nt
Organism: Vanessa atalanta (red admiral)
Lineage: Eukaryota; Metazoa; Arthropoda; Insecta; Lepidoptera; Nymphalidae
Product: probable U3 small nucleolar RNA-associated protein 11
Exons: 4
Coding region: 113-871 (252 amino acids)
Biological process (GO): rRNA processing
Cellular component (GO): small-subunit processome; nucleolus
Source: RefSeq, a predicted model, not a curated record